CUGGUGUAUCCCCAUGACUUCAGGCUGACAGAGAAAGAGAAAACUAGUAUCUGCUACUUGUCCUUCCCUGACUCCUACUCAGGUGGCCUCGGGGACACCCAGUUCAGCUUCCGCCUGCGCCAGUCAGGGGGACAGAGGACAUGUCCCUUCCAGGACCACGGGGACUACAACCGACAGGCUCCUCUCACCCUGCAGCGCGAGUCAGCUCACUACUUCGGCUAUGUCUACUUCAGGCAGGUCAAGGACAGCUCUAUGAGAAGAGGAUACUUCCAGAAGUCCCUGGUGCUGGUGUCUCGCCUGCCCUUUGUGGCCUUGUUCCAGACCCUGCUGCAGCUGAUUGCCCCCGAGUACUUCGACAAGCUGGAGCCAUGCCUGGAGGCAGUGUGCAACGAGAUUGACCAGUGGCCUCUGCCCGUGCCAGGACAGACCCUGAACCUGCCUGUGAUGGGGGUUGUCAUCCAGGUGAGGAUCCCAUCCAGGGUGGACAAGCCAGGAUCAAGCCCAGUGAAGCAGUUCAAUCAAGAGAAUCUGUUACCAGCCCCCUUGGUCCUCCCCAGUGUCCAUGAGCUGGAUCUGUUCAGGUGUUUCCAGCCAGUGCUAAUCCACAUCCAGAUGCUGUGGGAGCUGAUGCUACUGGGAGAGCCACUGGUGGUGAUGGCACCAUCGCCCACAGUCUCCUCAGAGAUGGUCCUGGCACUCGUCAGCUGCCUGUCCCCCCUGCGCUACUGCUGUGACUACAGACCUUACUUCACCAUCCACGACAGCGAGUUCAAGGAGUACACCACGCGCACCCAGGCCCCGCCAAACAUCGUUGUGGGAGUCACAAACCCUUUCUUCAUCAAGACCCUCCAGCACUGGCCACACAUCCUUCGGGUGGGAGAGCUCAGGAUGUCAGGGGACUUGCCCAAGCAGGUGAAGGUGAAGAAGUUGGCUAAGCUAAAGACUCUGGACACCAAACCAGGAAUCUACACUUCCUAUAAAACAUUCCUGCACAAGGACAAGUCCCUGAUCAAAAGGUUGUUAAAGGGCAUCCAGAGGAAACGACCCUCGGAGGUGCAGAGUGCCCUGCUGAGGAGACACCUCCUGGAGCUCACCCAGAGCUUCAUAAUCCCCCUGGAGCACUACAUUGCCAGCCUGAUGCCCCUCCAGAGAGCCAUCACCCCCUGGAAGAACCCUCCCCAGAUCCGUCCCUUCUGCCAGGAGGACUUCAUGAAGACCUUGGAGCAUGCUGGGCCUCAGCUCACCUGUGUGCUUAAGGGUGACUGGUUAGGCCUCUACAGACGUUUCUUCAGGUCUCCCAACUUCGAUGGGUGGUACCGGCAGCGGCAGCGGGAGAUGACACAGAAGCUGGAGGCUCUGCACCUGGAGGCCAUCUGUGGUGCGGACAUUGUGGCCUGGAUGAAGGACAAGUCUGAGGUGGAGAUUGUGGACCUGGUGUUAAAGCUGCGUGAGAAGCUGGUGAGAGCCAGGUGCCAACACCUGCCCGUGAAGGAGGAGACGCUGCAGCGAGUGAGCCUCUACAUCGACACCAUCAUCGGCUCCUUGCCCGAGGACCUCCAGGCUGUGCUGCACCACCCCUGA
This is a messenger RNA of Acanthisitta chloris (rifleman), 1581 nucleotides long. It is a transcript of the gene DENND6B, whose product is annotated as DENN/MADD domain containing 6B. The annotation marks the transcript as partial. Lineage: Eukaryota; Metazoa; Chordata; Aves; Passeriformes; Acanthisittidae. Gene Ontology annotation, molecular function: guanyl-nucleotide exchange factor activity. Gene Ontology annotation, cellular component: recycling endosome. The transcript is spliced from 19 exons. The record is from RefSeq and is a predicted model, not a curated record.